Molecule: messenger RNA, 4813 nt
Organism: Acanthopagrus latus (yellowfin seabream)
Lineage: Eukaryota; Metazoa; Chordata; Actinopteri; Spariformes; Sparidae
Product: CAP-Gly domain-containing linker protein 4-like
Exons: 15
Coding region: 898-3027 (709 amino acids)
Biological process (GO): cytoplasmic microtubule organization
Cellular component (GO): microtubule plus-end; cytoplasm; nucleus
Molecular function (GO): microtubule plus-end binding
Source: RefSeq, a predicted model, not a curated record
UCAUACCGAGUGCAGCUUUAAUGCUCGACUGUUUCACUGUAGCAUGCCCAGUGACAGAAGGCUUUUCCGCUCACCAGCACAGUAGAGACAUUUAGGACAGUGCAGCUGCUGCCAGGCACUGGGGAGAGACUGGACACCGAGAAAUUACACAGGCCUUACAGACACAGCGCUGCUCACACCCAGACUGAACUGUAGGCAAUGUCUCCACACUAGCCAGAUGCAAAAAAAAAAAACACAACACAUCUGGAAGACAGAACGUUUUCAGUUAGUACCAGUCUACUGCACUGAGCUAACACAGCACACUAACUGACUGACAGGCCGGAUUUCCUUUGCCCUAAAAGCCCGGAGCUCUGCAGACAGAGCACGUUUGUUUCGUGUUAAGCCUUCACAGUGGGAUUAGUUUUUGAUAUAAAGCAGCUUUCCAGUGGUGUGCCUCAGAUCUCAGGCAGGGUGCCUCCUCCUCCUCCUCUUCCUCUCCUCAUGUCCUAUUUUACUUCAUCUGCGCGGGCUCUGCGUCCUCGCGCACGCACCAAAUAAUCACCCUGGGGGUGACGAUGUGCACGUGCAUUUUCCUUUAUUUACCCCGCCACAGGCUAAACUACGGCGUGGACAGAAUGGUGGAAGGGUGAUACAGGUUCCACAGCUUUUUAUUCAAACUGAAAAGGAGUUGGAAGUUCAUACUGAUGCCGAAAUCACUCCUAUACAUUUGGGGUUCAAUGGCGGUUAUUCAUAUAAAUGUGCACGACCUGUGCAUUCUUGUAUAACCAAGGCCACAAUUAAUUAAAAAACACUUCAAAUGGAGUUUGGAGACGGGGUUCUCUCUUAACACACUCCAUGGGAGUUGCACCGAGUGAGGAACAAGCAGACGUCAUCACAUCACCACUACAUCAGGAGUGAAUGAGCCCUGAGGGGGAGAUGACAAAGGAGGAUGUUUCAGAGCGGGUCGAGGGAGAAACUGUGCUGGGCUGGGCCUCCUCCCAUCAGCGGCCGGUUAUCCACCAGGUGGCCUCUGCACCCAUGCCCAGUGACUGUGAGUUCUCCUUCUUUGACCCCAGUGAGCCGCAGUGCAGGGAAGUUCUUCUUGAUCCUAGCACAACCAUACCAGAGCUGUUUGCUGUCCUCAGGCAGUGGGUGCCCCAGGUUCAGAAGAACAUCGACCAUAUUGGCAAUGAGAUCCUUAAGAGAGGCUGCGGUGUGAAUGAUCGAGAUGGUCUGACAGAUAUGAGCCUCCUGCACUACUGCUGCAAGGCCGGAGCCCCGGGCAUCGGUGAUGCAGAGACGGCGGCGAGCUUCGCUCGACAGCUUCUUGCCCUGGGUGCUGAUCCCAACCUUCGCUCACGCUGGACUAACAUGAGAGCCCUGCACUACGCUGCAUACUUUGAUGUGCCGCAGCUUAUCCGGGUGGUGUUGCAGGCCUCCCAGCCUGGAGCGGUGGAUGCCACCUGUAGUGACUUUGACUUUGGCACCGCCCUACACAUUGCUGCGUCCAACCUGUGCACAUCUGCUGUCAAAUGUCUCUUGGAGCUGGGAGCCAACCCUGCUUUCAGAAAUGAAAAGGGGCAGUGCCCAGCAGACGUGGUGCCUGAUCCCCUCGACAUGCCUUUGGAGAUGGCAGAUGCAGCCGCUGUGGCAAAAGAGCUUCGCAUUUUGCUGAGACAGGCUUUACCCAGACCCAGCUCCCCUCUGCCCCUCACACUGCAAACACUGUCCCCCCCUGCUCUCUCCGAUAAGGCCCGAAUACAGCUGGCCACCAUGGGAAUCCGGCUAGGUGACUGCGUGGUGAUUGCUGGACAGAAGGUUGGAACCCUGCGAUUCUGCGGAAGCACAGAGUUCUCUGGAGGCCUCUGGGCCGGGGUGGAGCUGGAUAAACCAGAGGGGAAGAACGAUGGCUCAGUAGCAGGAGUUCAGUAUUUCACAUGUCGAAUGAAACAUGGAAUAUUUGCUCCCCUUUCUAAGAUAAGCAAACCUUUGGAAAGACAUAAAACCAGCACCGUAAAGACAUCCACACCCAUACGCCCCCCUCGACGUAUUGACCUGUCCCGCAUCACCUCGAAGAUAAACACAGGCGUUCUCUCCCGCUCUCUCUCCUCUUCGUCCUCUUCACUGGACUCUCGGCAAGGGCCAGGUGCUCGACCUCGCCCACUGCCAAGGCAACGUCUAUCUGCCAGGCCACGAAGACAACGUCCCUCCCUGAGCCCCAGGACCACGCCCUCACCAGCCCUCCGCUCUUCUCCUGAUACCACCACACUUAGCACUGCAGGUGUUCGAAGCCGGACCCCCUCAGCUAGUAGCUCUGUGUGUGGUGGCCCAGAGGUGCGCCUAGGGGAGAGGGUGCUGGUGGUAGGCCAGAGAACUGGUGUAGUCCAGUUCUAUGGAAAAACCAGCUUUGCUCCAGGGCUCUGGUUGGGCAUUAAACUAGACAAGCCAAGUGGUAAGAAUGAUGGAUCAGUGGGAGGAGUGAGGUACUUCAGCUGCCCACCAAAACAUGGCGUCUUUGCUCCUCCGUCUCGUGUUCAAAGGAUCCAUGGGUCUGUCGAUUGCCUCUCAGAGUUGUCUUCCUCACGCCUCAGUCAUCCUUUGAAUGGCACAAUCCGUCGAAGUUUCAGCACCACGUCGUCCAUCGCCACCCCGAAAGAGACAAGCAGAAGAAGUCCUGUUACCAGAAGUCGUUCCAACCCUCACCGUCGGCGCUGGAGCACCCUCAGCGGUGGUGUCAGUGUCCCGGGGAGCGCAGCAGGGUCUGGAACCUUGCCCGGCUCUGACGGACAGGUCUGCCUCCAUGUUGGCAUGCAGGUUCUGCUCAGCAGUGCCAACGAGAUGGCAUUCAUCCGUUACCUGGGCACAGCAGACUUUGCCCCAGGCCUUUGGCUGGGUCUGGAACUCCGAAGCCCCAAGGGCAAGAAUGAUGGCUCGGUGGGCGGCCGCCAUUACUUCACCUGUCGACCCGGCCAUGGCGUGCUGGUGCGUCCCAGCCGCGUCACCUAUCGUGGAAUCAAUGGUUCUCGCCUUGUGAAUGAAAACAGCUGAGAACUGUGUGAUCUCUUUUUACUUGGUUGUGGUCUAUUCAAAGCAAAUGUUUUGAGUUUAAACUUCCUGUUCUUUUUUGUAUUGCAUAUUAUUUUCUCAUUCAUAUAGUUGGUCCCUUGCGCUCUGGGGUGAGAAACCCCAAUAAAACCACAGAAAUAGUUCAGUUUUAAACUACUAGAUUUAGUUUUUGGAAAAAUUUAGAAGGCAAAGAAAAGCACUUUACAGAAGUAACUUUAAAUUCUUUUAGAAAUUGUCUUCAAGGGGAAAAGUCUUAAAAGGACAUAAAACGCUGCACUACUUUUAAUGUGAUUGCACUGACAAACAAUAGAUAGAUGAGAUAAGAUAAACUGGAGGGUAUGGAUGUGCACACAUGAAAAUUUAUAUACCUGAGGCUAAUUUUGAUCAAGUCAAAUAGAUUUGUAUCAGAUAAUUUAGAAGGUAACCCUCUAACCAAAAGUGUGCAUGUGUUUGUGAUUAUAUGCGCGUGUGCAUGUGUGUAUUGAUUAAGAGCACUUUGAAAUAAGAGAGAUUGAUUGACUGAUUCUUCCAGGGUCAUCACAGGGCUUACAGACAGUUGAUGAAAGUUGAGUCAAAUCUUUAAGUCAUUGUGAAAAAAAAGGAAUAAAAUCAGCCUCCAUCAGAAUCUAACGGCAUCAACAGAGGCUGUUUCCUCUGACCUACACCAGUGUCUGCCACAUGCUAUGUAUUAAACCUACAUGGUUAAUGAUGUUUAUUUUAUGCAGUAGAAAUCCUACCUAAACUCUGUUAUGUUUAGCAGCAGUAUGCUUGUACCAAGUACACAGUCUAUGAAGUAGCACAUAGCAGGUUCCCUUUAUAAAUCUAUGAAGUUAAGAUGACUGGGUCGAGUGUGGGGACUCUGAUCAGAGCAGUCUCUAUGAUUUGACAUUUCAAAUUUUUACAACCUAAUUUGGAAAAAAAAAUGUGUCCUGUAGAUUGAAAUGGCAACUGUAGUAUCAGACCUGGCAGCUUUUCAUUACUGUAUGGUAUCAUUACAUGGAUAUUGAAGACCACAUUUCAGAGCAUUGGACGAGGCUCGACUCUUAAUUAAAGCAACUUGACAGAGGAAAUAUGCAAUCUGCCAGAAGUUUCAGACAUAGUUUGCUAUUUGAUUAAAGUCGUCUGGCCAACUCGGCAGAGAACAAGCCAUUGAUUGUGCAUGCGGAAAACAGGCUUGCUAUUCAGUAAAACACUCAUGUACCAACCAAUUAGGGCGUGUAGGCCACAACAGUAGCCGUAGAAUCUCGAAUGGCCUUCUCUCAUUGAUCUGUCUGGUCAGGCCCCCUGUGAUUGAAAAGCAGUGGUGGUCAGAGCCCAAGGUUGUCCAAAAUAUCCACCCAGCUAACAGAUUAAACAAGUAAGGGUUUUUAAAAGCUUUCCACAUUCUUAUUAAACCUUUGAAGCAACGCUUUCUUCCUAAAAAAUAGCUUCUCAUUUGCAUUAAGUCCAUCUCUGUGAUAAUUUCUGUGGCAUUUGUAAGUGUUCCACAUUUCAAAUAUUCUCUUUAGAUAAACUCUUAUAUUUUGUUGUAUCUGCAGUCCCGGUUGUUUUACAGCAGGAAUGGUUUCAAAGUCCACUGAUCGAUAUGAAAGUGUUACGGCGCGUGUUCUUGUGGGAAAUAGAUGGUGUUUUGUUUUUUUCAUGGCAUUCCUGAGAUGUACAUUUGAAGUGUAUGUGUGUGAGAGAAGGAUUUGGGCCGAUGCAUUUACAUGUUGUGCAAAAAAUAACCGCAUUUGUAAAAUAAAUAAAGUAUUCUAUUCUAAUCUGA